AUGACUACGGACGCGAAUGCCCUAUUGGGCCAGUUCUCAUUUGCACCAGCUACCCAGACCACCGUCGUGACUACAACCACGACCACAACCACGAAGUUCCCUCCGUUGCGUAUGCGGCAACCGCGUCGGAUGCAGGAUCUAGACCUCAAGCAGUACCCCCUCGCAGCUACCCCCACACCACCAAGUCUGAAGAAGAUACACUUUGAAAUAGGCGGGAAGCAGUCCAUUUUCCAUGAAGCAGAAGACACGACGCUGGCAUUGGAACAGUUUGAAGAGGAGCAGCGAACUCUCCGGAACGUUCACGGGACGGUCGAGACUGUGGAGACCUUUCAACCAUGGACAGAAGCUCCCCAUGAUGGCUCAAUCGUUGGCGCCCUACAACGAAGACCACUGAGAAGGCCUGCUUCACCCGAGUCCAUCACGGAUAACGAAGAGCAUGUACAACCGCAGGCAGCAUCUUUCGCAUCACAUCGUUCCGUUUCGACCACGAGUCGUCAUCGCAGCUCUCUGGGGUCGAGUUCCCGGUUCCACGCCACGAAUCCCGUCACUCCAGACAGCGGUCCGAAACCUUGUGGUGGGACCAGUAGGCGGUUGACACGAGACACACCUAACCUGAGAGGCAGCACUACUCUGUUACCUUCCCCGAGCAUAGAUCAGCAGCCUACAUUCCAGCAUGCACCACCUCUGUCGCCAAAACCCAGUCAGCAAAAUGGACUAGUCGCAGACAAUGGAGCAGUCUCGAUAGUCGACCGUGCUCAGCGCAAUCGACGGGCCCCUCGAGACCCCUCACAGGAUACUGCAGUGCCGACUCCGCCCAUUGACGAAGAGGCUGAGUUGUCUUCAGCAGGGCCUCUGGGUAGACGUGCUUUGUCGUCAGUACCAGCUCGACUACAUGUUGCAGAAAGUCCGUCAGGGCAGGACGGAAGUCUUCCUAGUCCGAGCCUCUCUCCUGUUACGGCUGCGGCAACACUGCAGCAUGCUGGCUAUUUCGCAGAUGUGGAUUCGAAUUCUGAAAUUGCCUCCCAAUAUGAGGAUGUUCAAAGAACUGCUAUGCUACAGCGGCGGUCGCCAGAUCCAUUCAGCUUGGGUCUAACCGAUGAUCCUCAGGCAUCGGACGACAAUAGACACCUCUCGCGCUUCAGCAGCGGCUCGGUGGCGGAAAUUCCGGCGCUCAUUGACUACUUCGAACUCAUCCCGGACGAGAUGAAAAGUUAUGUGAUGCACCAGCUGCUGCGGCGUUGCCCUAAGCCUACGCUGCAGGUGAUCGCAGAUGCGGUCAAUCCCGCCCUGAAAUGCGAUUUCCUCGCCACCCUCCCGCCCGAAUUAGCCCUCAAUAUCGUCAGAUUUCUCGACCUCAAAAGUUUGUGCAAGGCAGCACAGGUGUCGAAGAAAUGGCGACAGAUUAUCAACAGCGAUGAGAGAACCUGGAAGGAACUGUUCGAAGCUGACGGCUUUACUAUGCCGGAAGGAGAACUACACCAGGCCAUCAUGCAAGGUUGGGGUUGGCAAGACCCUUAUGGCCCAUUUGGAUAUGAGGAGGACCUAAGCUACACAAAUAAAUCCGAGACAGAGGCGAUCGCAUCCCCCCCUUCGACGUCGCAACCUCGCAGUCGAUACGACGGAAUCCUGCGACGAUCAAAGCGGAAGGCCUCCACAGUUCUCUCCAAUCGCCACAAGCAGAUCAAGCGGAAGAACAAAUCCCGACAAGACAUGGUCGACGUCACAUCUGCUGACUGGAUGAACCAAGUCUCUUCGGCAGAAGGCCCUUAUAAUGCGGCUAAUGCGGCAAUUCUGGCAGUACCGCAUCCGAACGUCCCUUUCCCCAGCCUGCGGGGUCUGCAUCUCUACAAAUCUCUGUAUCGUAGACACUAUCUCAUCAGGAAAAACUGGAUGUUCGAAGAUACGAAGCCUCAGCACAUCGCGGCCCAUGCCCAUGACACGCACGUGGUUACUUGCCUGCAAUUUGACACAGACAAAAUCUUGACUGGAAGCGAUGAUAACAACAUUAACGUCUACGAGACCAAGACUGGUGUCUUGCGAGCUGUUCUCUCUGGACACGAAGGCGGCGUUUGGGCUCUACAGUAUGAAGGGAACACACUCGUUUCGGGAUCCACCGAUCGGUCAGUCCGUGUCUGGGACAUUGCGGAGGCUCGUGAGACUCAUGUCUUUCGCGGCCACAACUCAACAGUGCGAUGCCUACAGAUUGUGUUUCCCGUGAAGGUCGGCGAGACUGCAGAUGGCAAGCCGAUCAUGAUGCCAAAGCAACCAUUGAUCAUCACUGGCUCCCGUGACUCAACCUUGAGAGUGUGGAAGCUUCCGAAGCCGGGCGACCCAUCCUUCAUCCAGACCGAAAAUGAGGCUGAUGCCGACGAUUGUCCCUAUUUUGUCCGGACGUUAAGCGGUCAUCAGCAUUCUGUCCGCGCCCUUGCGGCCUAUUGUGAUACGUUGGUCAGCGGAAGUUACGACUGCAUGGUUCGAGUGUGGAAGAUAUCGACAGGCGAGACCACUCAUCGCUUGAUAGGCCACGCACAGAAAGUCUACAGCGUAGUCCUUGACCAUGAACGAAACCGAUGCAUAAGCGGCUCGAUGGACAACAUGGUUCGAAUUUGGGACCUCAACACUGGCUCACUCAAGUAUAUGCUCGAAGGCCAUACGUCUCUUGUCGGCUUGCUUGAUUUGAAUUGCGACAGACUUGUCUCUGCCGCGGCGGACUCGACUCUAAGGAUCUGGGACCCUGAAACCGGACAGUGCAAAGCCACGUUGAGCGCCCAUACAGGCGCAAUCACAUGCUUCAAGCACGACCACCAGAAAGUCAUCUCUGGCUCGGAUAGGAACCUCAAAUUGUGGAACAUCAAGACUGGCGAGUGCAUCAAGGAUCUCCUUUCUGACCUCAGCGGUGUCUGGCAAGUGAGGUUCGAUGAGAGACGCUGCGUUGCAGCGGUACAGCGGGAUGGACUAACAUACGUCGAGAUUCUCGAUUACGGCGCUGCUCGCGACGGUGUGCCUGAGCGUGAUCUUGGCCGACGAAUACUUGUUGACGCUAACGGCAAGGAAGAGCGUAAUGACGACGGCGAAUUUCUAGAACUUGAAAGCAGCAACGACGCAUGA
Molecule: messenger RNA, 3108 nt
Organism: Cladophialophora carrionii CBS 160.54
Lineage: Eukaryota; Fungi; Ascomycota; Eurotiomycetes; Chaetothyriales; Herpotrichiellaceae
Exons: 2
Coding region: 1-3108 (1035 amino acids)
Biological process (GO): ubiquitin recycling; proteasome-mediated ubiquitin-dependent protein catabolic process
Cellular component (GO): nucleus; cytoplasm
Molecular function (GO): ubiquitin binding
Source: RefSeq, a predicted model, not a curated record